CUGUACAUAAAAAACAGCAACUGAUACAUCAACAAUUUGUAAAUAUGGAAUAUUCAAGUAAGAAUUUCAGAAGACAGAGAAGGAAUCAUCCCGAAAUCCAGCUUCAUAGCAUAUCAUCUGAGAGCGUCGGCAAAAGUUCAACAGAUAUCGAGAAAAGCCCCGAUAAAACUGAAGAAACAAAAAGGAAACGACAAAAUUUUGUGAAAGAAUAUCUUGUGGAUUUCACAGCUAAUUCCAGUCUCCAUGGCUUAAAAUACAUCGGGGAGAAAGAAAGAACAUUCUUAGAAAAAGUUUUCUGGCUGUUUGUGGUCACCUGUUGUGUGGUACUUUGCGCUGGACUCAUUAGAAAAGUUUGGAUAAAAUGGAACGAAAGUCCAGUGAUUGUAAGCUUUGCCGAGACAUCGACUCCUGUCUGGCAGAUCCCUUAUCCUGCCGUAACGGUUUGCUUCGAAACAAAAGCUAUGCAGACAAGAUUCAACUUCACAGAAUACUAUCACUUGUAUCUGAAUCAAACCUCUUUAUCCAAUUUGACAGAAGCUGAACGAAAUAUGUUUGAAGACGUGUCAUUAGUAUGUGACGAUCAUUUAGCCCCACGUGAUGGUCGGAACACCUCUGAUGGUGCUCUAACAGUCAACAACCUAAAAGAGGUAUCACCAAACAUGACUGACGUGUUUUUCGGGUGCAAAUGGAAGGAUAUCCCUAAGGACAGUUGCGAGGACCUCUUCUCCGGCAUUUUAACUGAAGAAGGACAAUGUUAUACAUUCAAUACGUUGGGUGCCCAAGAACUCUUCAGACUCGAAAACUUACACGAGGAAUACCAGUAUUUGGAUACUGCUAUUGUGAACACGACGUGGACUUUAGAAUCCGGCUAUGUGGAUGGUACUCCUUUGGAAACAUAUCCACAUAGAGGCCUGGGCUACGGCGUAAAAGCUGGAUUAACAUUCCUAUUAAAGGCUAGAGAAAUUGAUUUGGAUUACCUUUGUAAGGGACCAGUACAAGGUUUUAAGAUAUUACUACACAAUCCGGCUGAGCUGCCUAGAUUGUCUCAGCAGUACUUUAGAUCGCCGCUGUCUCAGGAAGUGGUCGUUGCAGUUAAACCUAACAUGAUGACCACGUCGGAAGGAUUAAAACCAUACGAUCCAGAAAGACGACAAUGUUAUUUCCCGAGCGAGCGAUACCUACGGUACUACAAAGUGUACACUCAGGCGAACUGCGAGAUGGAAUGUCUAACCAAUUUUACCUUCGCGCGCUGCGCUUGCGUACAUUUCGGAAUGCCACAUGGCCCUAAAAUGCCAGUUUGUAAUGCUGGCAGUAUAGCGUGUGUAAAGGCUGCACAAAUGGAACUAGUAACAGCGGAAGUUCAAACAGGAUUAGAUGAAGAGACAACCGAUGAUAACCUCGGCUCAGCGAGAGAAGUGGCUGCUAGUUGUAAAUGCCUGCCCGCAUGCACUUCGAUAGAAUACGAGGCUGAGACUUCACAAGCCGAUUAUGAUUGGAAAGCUUUAUUCCAGGCGUAUAAGUUACCUAUACCGGAUAACGAGGAGGACCUGCACUACGCUCGCGUGAUGAUCUUUUUCAAAGAAGCUCAGUUUAUUACCUCUCGACGCUCAGAACUUUACGGUCAAACAGACUUCCUGGCCAACUGCGGCGGCCUACUCGGCUUGUUCAUGGGUUUUUCUAUAUUGAGCGUCAUUGAGAUCCUCUAUUUUCUUACUUUAAGACUUCUUUGUAUGUUCUAUCGCCGUCGUGUUGCCAAAAAUAAAGCUAGUACUGUGUCCCCGAAAGAAGACCAGGAUUGUUCGAGCCCUAAACCGAGCAAAAUGUAUAUCGAUUAAAAUAUUAUACAAUGACUUAAUAUGUAAUGGCUUUUCUCCAUUAGUAAUGUGCACCUUAAUAUAGACUCGUUAUUUUUUUGCACUGAAUUAUAAUUAUAACCUUAAUUAAAACAAACAAAUAAUGCUAAUUAACUUUGUUUUAUUCGUGGAAUGUUAUACUCUUAUUAAUGCUGUCUUUAGAAUAAAAAACGGAGUGAAAAUAAUAGAAUAGUUUAGAUCAAUGGUAUUUUUAAGUACCUACAUAACAUGUUUAAGUAAUGUUUAAUCAUUUAGGCUUGUGUGAAGUUUAAUACUUAUU
Messenger RNA from Hyposmocoma kahamanoa, 2133 nucleotides. Its product is annotated as pickpocket protein 28. Gene Ontology annotation, molecular function: ligand-gated sodium channel activity. The transcript is spliced from 14 exons. NCBI's taxonomy places the organism in Eukaryota, Metazoa, Arthropoda, Insecta, Lepidoptera, Cosmopterigidae. The coding region runs from base 45 to 1835 and encodes 596 amino acids. Gene Ontology annotation, cellular component: membrane. Gene Ontology annotation, biological process: sodium ion transmembrane transport. The record is from RefSeq and is a predicted model, not a curated record.